Physeter macrocephalus (sperm whale) is the source of this 1059-nucleotide messenger RNA. RefSeq names its product germ cell-less protein-like 1. Lineage: Eukaryota; Metazoa; Chordata; Mammalia; Artiodactyla; Physeteridae. Gene Ontology annotation, cellular component: nucleus. Gene Ontology annotation, biological process: germ cell development. Bases 1 to 1059 code for a protein of 352 amino acids. Gene Ontology annotation, molecular function: protein binding. The transcript has 2 exons. The record is from RefSeq and is a predicted model, not a curated record.
AUGGAUACUAUAGAGUUGCAGAUGCCUGACGAGAACAUUGAUCAUGAGGCACUGCAUGAGGCUUUAGGUUCCCUGUAUCGAGACUCCAUGCUCAUCCCAGCCAGUCGAGGCGUAGCCAUCCUGGCCACAGCCUGCAUGCUGCAGCUGGACGAGCUGAUUCAGCAGUGUGGGGAGGUCAUGAAGGAGACAGUCAGUCCCCAGACCGUGUGCAGCUACUACUACUCAGCUGAAAGCUACGGACUCCAGAACAUCAGGAGCAUGUGUCUUCAGUGGCUGCUGGACAACAGGAUGACCCAGUGUAGUGAGGAGCUAUUGCGAGAAGUCAGCCUGGAUCUCAUGAAAGAGGUCAUUGCCUCUUCAGAUCUCUUGGUGAUGGAGGUGGAGAUGGACGUGUACACCAUGCUGAAAAAGUGGAUGUUCUUGCAGCUGCAGCCGACAUGUAGGGGUCUGCGCAGUGCCCUAUUGUCUGACACCAACUCGUGGUUUGCCAGGUCCAGGAGGGAGUCGGAGGGCAACCCUUACCUGGAGACCGAGCAGGGCAGAGCCUUCGUGUCAGUGUUCCAGCAGCUGCGAGAAUUGGCUUACCCCCUCCGGGAUGAACAGACCAGAAAGCUCUGGCCCAUGGACGUCUACGUGUCCGACCGCCAGGGGAACAGCAUGCGGUGCGGGGGCCAGCUCCGCAGGGACAAGCAGUGCAGCUGGCGGUGGGAAGGCUUAAACUUCAGCUGGGACCCGGUGGUGUGCUAUGCCAACCAGCACAUCAUUUUACGGUGCAGCGCACUGAACGAGUCCUGCGGCUUCAGCGUCAGCUUACUAUGGAAGAGAAAGGUCGCGUUCCGCCUGUGCCAGGCCUCCUUGGACAGUGCUGGGAGAUCCGUUUUCAGGAAGGACACAGGAUACCAGAUGCUUUCCCUGAGAGAGGAUGAAGAGCUACAGGUAUUGAACCUGGAAAACCAAGAUGUGGUUUUCCCCAUAUAUCUGUCCUGUAACUUCCUGUACCUCUACCGACAGGGGCAUUACCCAGAGGGAGGACCCCUGCAAAAAAGCUCAGAGAACUGA